CUGUUAUAUUAUUAACAGUAUGAAUGCAAAUCGUGGUGGGAAAAGAGAUUCCCAGGGAGUGGUAGUCUAGGACUUGUUUGUUAUCCCAUUGCACCCCCACCAUCACCACCACCAGCAGCAGCUCCAGCAGCUCCACACACACACACACGCACGCACGCACACACACACGUACACACAUUUUCCUCCACUGGUAAAGUGCAAAGCAAACAAUGUAGUCAUAGAGCGAAAUUAGGCCAAUUAGUCUGUACAAUCCCAUAAAAGACGGUCGGAAAUGCAGCGGGAGUCCAUAGUGUAGCCCACAGGACUAAUUAUUGGAUUAGUUUACCUUUUACAUGGCCAGAAAAAGGUACUGUUGUGCUGUAAAAGUCAAAAGUCAAGGGUAUAGAAAUGGAUAAAAAAAAAAAGCACUAAGUGUCAAAAGAAUAACACACAAUGGAAUCUUGUAGUAAAUGCACAAAUUGACAUGCAUGCUGAAAAAACAUUGUGACUAAGCGUUCAUUUACUAUGUCAUUUGACUUUUUACUGGACCUUAACUGAUCCAAGUACCAUAAAGCUCAAGUAUCAAAGCUAUAAAAUGGGGGCACAAAACAUUCGAAUCUUCGUUCUUGGAAUCCAUUUAUGUUAGUUGAGCUACAUGGUUGGAUUUAUUGUGCCUUUUUACAGGACCAAAAUAUGAACUGUAAAACUACAAAACGGAAGCAAUAUUGUAGUAAUUGAGUCAAGCUCAAUUAUGACUAAUUAUUAGGUGUAUCGUACCCUUUCUAGAACCCCCAAGGCUUUUCCUAGACCGUAAAAUUCAAGUGGCUAGAAAAAUUGUAUUUUGAGCUAUAAAGCAAUUUAUUAUUUGAACUUAAUGUACCCAUCCACGACUAAAAAAUUUAAAGAUUAUCAACUGUAAAACUUAAGUGUCAAGGGUUCUUAGUAAGAACUUCUUACAUAGUGGUGGGGUGGGGGAGUGUCUCAAGUAUGACAUUGGGGCCCGUAUUAGCCACGCCCCCACUCCCAAAAUCAGGACUCGCGGGGUACAUAAAAACAAUGCAUUAAAGCGCAACAGUAGUUCCAUGGCCACGCACACUCGUAGAUAGACCGGUGCCAUGACAACGCGCAACAAACAUUGUGAGACCCUCGAGAGUAUUUUUAAUGUUCUAAUAUGUAUUUAAAGCCCGUGUGAGUGUGCGUAAUUUAUAGACCAAAUGAAUUGCCAUGAUCCCUAACCCAUAAACGCUAGUAGUUGACAAUUAGGUCAUAAGUGGAAUGAGCUCACAGGGGGGGAUGAUGGCAUCAUGACAUCACUGAUAAAUCAGCUGGUGAGCGCAUACAGUGCUCCAAGUGUUUUUAUGAUAUGUUUUCACUCGCCUAUCCACAAGGGAACGAUAAAAAUGUCUGUACUCUAGAUUUAAAAAUCAAUAUACAGAUUUUUUUUAAAUACACAUAGAUCCGCUUUUAAGAUCAUAAUUACUGUAAAUAUGAGAUACAAUCCCUCUGAUCUUUAAUUCACGUGAUCAAGAGUCGUGUACUAUUUUUAGCUGUUUUCUUUAUUCAAAAGAUUUAAUUCAUUCAUUUGCUUUAGCUCCGCGUUGAUUUAUUCCCUUUUGCAAAAUACUCAUCUGAAAUUCUUUUUCCCCAAUGAAAUGCUUUUAGUCCAUCGCAGCCCUCCCAAAACACCUAAAUUCAUUUGUUUCUUAUUGCUGCCAAAUUCUGUUGGUUGUCUGUUAAAAGGACAAGUCUGCGUUUGAAUUCAGUUUCCGUUCCAUUGUCAAAAUAUUAUCCCUUGUAUGGUUAUGACAAUCAAACAAUAUUUUGCCUAUCAAUUGGGUGGAAGUCCACAAAUGCGCUGUCAUUUAGGAUAGUUUGCUUCAGGAAGCCAAACACUCGUCCACGCGCACGCGUUCACAGUGUCACCGCGCACCUCCCCAGCUAUUCCAGUUCGGGGGGGCCGUGCCAUCAUCGCACCAGUCCGGCUUUCUCGCCUCGCCUCGCUCUCCCCGUCACCCUCCUCCUCCCCGCACCCUCCACUCCGUCAAGCAGCAGGAAGUGCGGCGGCCACCUCCAGAAGCAUGUGAUGACCCACACCAAGCAGAAAGGUUCCCGCUGGGACCACCGCCCUCUGCAGCCACACGGCAGCACCAUGGGCGGGGACCAGGCCGAGCGCGCCCUCCGCUUCGGCCGGACUAAGAAGAUCGGCGAGGUCAUCCGACGGGAGAAAAAUGACAAGGUGAUGAAGAAUAAGAGGGCCAAAGCGCAGGACAAGAAGUGGGACAGGAAAUUGUAUCCUCUGCGAGGGAGGCUCGGAGAGGGCAUGAGGUGUCGUGUCCUCCUCACAAGGUUGGAGGAAAGCAUCAGUAAGAAAGCUGAAGAGCGAUCUCUCAAGUCCAAGAAAGGGAGGCUUGGCGAGGCCAAGUUGGCAUCUAAGGUCAAAUCAAGCGCUCACGUCUCACAACCUCGCAAGCGACGCCUGGCCUCCCUAAAUGCUGAGGCUGUCAACACACUUCUCCUGGAAAGAGCCACUGACCUCCAACCGGCAGCCAAGGUGGCCAAAAAACACCAGGAGGAGCGCAUCAACAGAGGAGGUUCCCCAGAUGAAGGUGCACCUCCAAAAGCCUCUCGAGGAACUGUCUCUAGACUGUCAUCGUCUCACAAAUUUGACCAAAUCCCCAAGAAGGUCAAGACAGCCAGGACCACCAAAGUAGACGGGAAUCGGGCCUUGAGUUUGGAAAUUCUGGAUGUGCCGACACCGCGCCGACUGGCUGGACUCAAUGCGGCCGCUCUACUGAAGUUGACCAGCUCAUCUGCUGCGUCUAAACAGCGAGUCAGAACCGCCUCCACCACAACUACCAUGUCAAACUGCAAGACUCCUUCCCAGAUCCAGACCCUAAAACAGCCCCCCAAAGUGAAACACAAAGAGCGCUCUCAGAAGCUUAAAGAGGUUCCCGUCAAAGCUUCCCCCAUGCACUGUUGCUGCGCAGCCUGCAAGGAGAAAGCCGGGUUUGAGCCCAAAGUGGAGUGGGAGUCUAGCACCCAUGCUCUGCCCAAGCCGGGCUACCAGUCCCGCAGUAUGUUGGGCUACUCCCUCAAGAACGUGAAGGAAGAACAGCUGGAAACUGAGCUAAGCCCCUGCUACUGCUGCCCCCCUGAGGGUUCGAUGGAGUACUGCCACCGGUUGGCUUUCUUCUUGGGCCACCCUGAGUCAGGCGACCGAGGCGCCAUGGGCUCGGGCGGCACGCUCGUCAAACGCGAGUGCCUGGUGACCACGCCGUCCCUGACGCACUCCCACCCGGCACUCGCUCUCAGCCCCCACCCCUGCGUAUGUUACUACGUCCACAUCGCCCCCCACACUGCAACGUCGGGCACGCUCACCCCACGGCCUCUGAACUUUGCGCCACCUGCCUUGUGCUCCAACCGGACGAUGGGUUCCAAGCCGCUGCCGGGUCCCCGCGUCACCCACACCCCUGGCUUGCCUCACCCGACCUGCUGCAACUCUGUGACGUCCCCAUGUUACGACGAUGCCUACGGGAUGAGUGGCUACGCAUGCAGAGCCAUGUCCCCCGUCACCAGCAGGGGGUGCUCUUUUGACGCGGGGUGCACCGGAUGCUCACAUAGCAUCAAAACAGAAACUUACUCCUCUCCUCAAGGUGACCACAACCCCUCCAUUCUGGUGCCGCCAUCUUUGCCUCUCUCCAACUGCCCUUUAUCCAGCGUGCCCACUUCCACCCAGACUGCUAACCCCCACCUGCCACCCCGGGCCCGGCUAAAAGCGUCCGCCAACCGCCCGUCCGGUGCCUCCGACAGAGAUCAAAAUGCCGAGCCGAGAUCCCCGCAACAAAAGCGAAUCGGUCGCAGACGAGCCACCAACGGAUGGUGGCCUGUGGGGGACCCCACAGAGAAGGAGGUCUUCAUUGCGGGGGAGGACGAGAUGGCGCUCAGGCAGUGCUACGAGGGCGUGGAGAGGGACGGUGAGGUGAUCCGCAUCCGAGACACGGUGCUGCUGCGCUCGGGCCCCAGAAAGAAAUCUCUCCCUUACGUGGCCAAGAUAUCCGCCCUGUGGGAGGAUCCCAAAAGCGGGGAGCUGAUGAUGAGUCUUUUCUGGUACUACCGACCGGAGCACACGCAGGGGGGGCGAGACCCCAGCACACACUGUGAGAACGAGAUCUUUGCCUCUCGACAUCAGGACGAGAACAGCGUAGCUUGCAUUGAAGACAGAUGCUACGUCCUCCCGCUAGCCCAGUACUGUAGAUAUUGUGCCUUGAUGAAGCGUCGUUCUGAAGGCGCCCUACCCGGCGACGGUGGCAGUAGCGUGGUGCCCUGCUGCCUGGAUUUUACCCCGCCCUCCCACCGCUGUGUGCCCACAGACGUGGACCCCGAGCUGGUCUACCUCUGCCGACACGUCUACGACUUCCGCUACGGACGCAUACUCAAGAAUCUGCAGUAGGGAGGGAAUUGGUGGCGACAACAUUCACUUGAGCGGCACAUGUCUAGUUAUUAAGUCAACGUUUACGCUACAGCGCCAAUGCUAAUGUUGUUACGCGUGUGAGCCCUUUAGCCAGCUGAAGAGGUUACGGUCAAAUCCUCGUACGUCUCUUUCAGCUCGCUUGUAUUUUCUGCUUCCAUCAAAUCAGAUUUUUCUGCCUCCUCCCCCUUCCACCAUUGCGCCUUUGCCUACCAGGCAUGCUGAACACCAGGCUGAUCUGGGCGACUUUCUCUCAACUGCCCCCCCUUGCCCCCCAAAAGCACCUUAGCAGCAUGUUUGUUCCGUUUGUAAGCCAGUGGCGAAAGUGCCAACACCGAGCCUCCGCUGAAGGAGAUAAUCGACAGUUGGGUGUGUGUAUGCGUGCGGGAGUCGACAAGUGUUGUCACUGUGGAUAAAUGUUGGAAUGUGUGAUGUGUGCGCCUGAUUUUUUUUCCAGCGAGGCUUUCAGGCAAUCAAACCAAACAAAAGCAGCUUUUUACAGAAAGCAAAUCUUUCGGUACCACUCACUUGUUUUUUUUUAUGAAUCAACACAAUCUACAACAUGCUUCAAUGAACAUCUCCUGUAGGUCAUUUUUUUCCUCCCUUUUGACUGCACAUACUCCACUUUAGAAAAAUCUCACGGCACACUACCAAACAGAACGGUCACAAAAAUACUGAAAUAACGAUGAUGUCAUCUCAUUAUAUUUAGAGAUUGACUUUUGUCCGAAUGGCCCACUUUUCUUGGAGCUUUAGUAACUGCUUUGAAAGCCUUGUUAAAAUUGCACUAAAACAUUCCUUAAGAUGUUAUUGGGGUGGGCCACGAAGAGGGACGUCGUAACCGUAAACAUGUCUGCUUUUGUUAAUGUAAACAAAAAUAUUGUGAAGGGGUUGAGUAGUACUGGUUAUGCGUAAUAUAGAAAACCAGCGUUGGAGGGUGCAUGAAUCCAAAUAUUUGGCCCCAAUCAGAGCCUGAUCGUGUUGUAUUGAUCUCGAUGAAGCCUAUUUGAAUUUACUUUCCUAUGAUAGCACAUGCAAUAUAUUUUUAGAUGACUUUUUUUUUUUAUUUCCCUCUCUGGGGUAUUAAAGCAACUUAAUUGUAUUUCAUUUUCAACAUGUUAAAUUCCCCUUCUGAAAAAAAAGCUAAGUGUACAUAUUUAAUCCAAGCACUGUUCGACACAUAGUGUAGUCUUUUUGCAAGAUCUGUAUUAAUUAUAUUUAAGGUAAGGAUAUUUAAAUGGAGUUAAGUGUAGAGGUCAAUUUAACUUAUUCGGGGGCAUGCUAUGUGGAAUUGAUGAUCUGCUUUGAUGAAUGGAAAUUGAUUGAUUGAAACUGAUUAGUUUAUACAGUAAAGAUACCCCUCAGCCGUUUUUUCUUGUCACGUCACACAGAAAUUGGUGUGAGUCAGAACAAAAGCAGACUACAGUCCGCGCCAAUGCUUCUCAUGGACAUAUAUUUUGAUAUAUUUGGAAAAUGUCUUGGGAUUAACAUAACGAUGCUUAGAUAUUUUUGCAGUAGAGACGUGUCUAUCAGAUAUUAUUGUCGCUUUUUGUCGCACCCUGGAAAAUCUCUCGAAUUGAUGUAACAUCCCUACUGAUUUUAAUAUUGCAUUGGAAGACUAUUUAUACAUUUUAAUGAAGUUCUUUGUGAAAUUUC
This is a messenger RNA of Syngnathus typhle (broad-nosed pipefish), 6100 nucleotides long. Its product is annotated as bromo adjacent homology domain-containing 1 protein-like. Lineage: Eukaryota; Metazoa; Chordata; Actinopteri; Syngnathiformes; Syngnathidae. Bases 2063 to 4429 code for a protein of 788 amino acids. Gene Ontology annotation, molecular function: chromatin binding. The transcript has 7 exons. The record is from RefSeq and is a predicted model, not a curated record.